UGACUUUCGUUUCAAUAAGAUGAAAAUAAAGAGAUAAAAGUACUCCACGAGAUAAAGGAUCGCAUAAUCACUUAACCAAUUUCAGAUAACACUCUCCUAUAUAUAUCAUACCUAUCUAUGAUUUCAUUGUAGAUCAAAAUGAGGUGCUUAAUUGCAGUGAUACUAAUUUUAUUAACAAACCACAAUGGUGAUUGUGCGAAAAUUUUGGGCGUUUUCACCGCCCCAGGACGCAGCCACUACCUCCUUGGUAGUACCCUGAUGAAAGCUUUAGCCGACAAAGGACACGAUGUCACAGUGAUUAGUUCCUUCGGCGAGAAAGAACCACCAAAAACGAAAGGGACUUACCGAGACAUAGUCACCACAGAGGUUCUAGACAACAUGAAAGAAAUGAUGAAAGGUCAGAAAAGGAAUAUGUUCGACCAAGCAGACGCAAACCCGUUCAUUACAACCGUUUUCAUGGGAUAUAUGAUGUCCAAGGCGAUGGGAGCAGCACUACGGGACGAGAAAGUCCAAAAAUUGAUUCACUCUGACGAAAAAUUUGAUGUAGUACUAGUGGAACAAUUUAUGAACAAUGCAGAGAAAGCACUGGCGACUCACUUUGGAGCGCCUUUGGUGGUUGUGAGUGCUCUGGGGGCAAACGUUUGGUCAAAUGCGUUAGUCGGUAAUCCUGCCCCCUUGUCGUAUAUUCCGUUGGUAACGACAGAUUAUUCGUUUCCCAUGACCUUCUGUCAGCGUGUUUUGAAUAGUCUUUUGUAUGUAGUCACCGAGGUGUUUUUCAAUUUGUUUGUGCACCCUGUCGAGAACGAGGUGAUUAAAAAGUACAUACCGAACGGGCCUGAUCUUUCUGACGUGCUUUACAAUGCUUCAAUAGUGUUGAUGAACUCCCACCCGAGCAUACACCAGCCGGUACCAUACGUACCCAACAUGAUAGAAGUAGGAGGGUUUCAUGUAACACCCCCAAAGAAACUCCCGGAAGACUUGCAGGAAUUUUUAGAUGGUGCGAAAGACGGUGUUAUCUAUUUCAGCAUGGGUUCUAAUUUGAAAAGUGCUGAUUUUCCGCCGGAGAAAAGGGACGCAAUUUUGAGGACGUUCUCGAAGUUGAAAGAAAAAGUUCUAUGGAAAUGGGAAGAGGAUGUUCUGCCUGGACAACCCGACAAUGUUAAGUUGUCUAAAUGGUUGCCACAACAAAGCAUCCUUGCACACCCUAAUGUCAAACUUUUUAUCACGCAUGGAGGUUUGUUAAGUACUACCGAGACUGUCUACCACGGGGUACCCAUUUUGGCGAUUACCGUUUUUGGUGAUCAAAAACUAAACGCCAGAAGUGCCAUGAACAACGGGUUUGGUCUUAUGUUACCGUACAAUGAGGUUACUGAGGAUAGGUUUACGCAAAGUAUUCAAGAAAUUUUAAACAAUCCUAAAUAUAGAAAUAACGCGAAACAGAGGUCUGAAAGUUUCCACGAUAGGCAGGUGAGUCCAAUGGACACUGCAAUUUACUGGAUCGAGUAUGUGAUUCGUCAUAGAGGAGCACCACACCUGAGAGUCGCAGCUCUUGAUCUACCCUGGUACAAAUAUUACUUGCUGGAUGUAGUUAGUUUCCUAGUUUUAGUUAGUGUGGCAACUGGAUAUAUUACUUAUUAUUUAUUCAGAGCGGUCUGUAGAAAAAUAUGCAACAAACGUAAGAGUAAAAAGGUUAAACAAAAUUAAAAUUAGGUGAAGAUCAUGACUUGUAAAAUCAGUGUUAAUAUGGCACAAGAAUAAAAUGACGAAAUACACUUGAAA
This is a messenger RNA of Zophobas morio, 1779 nucleotides long. RefSeq names its product UDP-glycosyltransferase UGT5-like. Lineage: Eukaryota; Metazoa; Arthropoda; Insecta; Coleoptera; Tenebrionidae. The transcript is spliced from 3 exons. Gene Ontology annotation, molecular function: UDP-glycosyltransferase activity. The record is from RefSeq and is a predicted model, not a curated record. The coding region runs from base 139 to 1704 and encodes 521 amino acids.